Molecule: messenger RNA, 1358 nt
Organism: Saccostrea cuccullata (small rock oyster)
Lineage: Eukaryota; Metazoa; Mollusca; Bivalvia; Ostreida; Ostreidae
Product: UBX domain-containing protein 1-like
Exons: 11
Coding region: 116-1117 (333 amino acids)
Biological process (GO): negative regulation of protein K48-linked deubiquitination; negative regulation of proteasomal ubiquitin-dependent protein catabolic process; negative regulation of protein ubiquitination
Cellular component (GO): cytoplasm; nucleus
Molecular function (GO): K48-linked polyubiquitin modification-dependent protein binding
Source: RefSeq, a predicted model, not a curated record
GCCGAAGCAGUUUCAUUUCGAAUUUGCACUGUCAUUAGUCGGUUGCUUCACGGUUCAAACAGUCUUUCAAUUUUUGGGGUCUACUUUUUCAGUUAAUCAUAUUGCACUGAAUAAAAUGUCGUCAGAUGUGCAGACAUUAAUGGAAAUGGGAUUUUCAAAAAAUAGAGCUGAAAAGGCUUUGGCAAAGAGUGGUUUCAAAGGUGUUCAGCUGGCCAUGGAUUGGCUGUUUGCACACGAAGACGAUCCUGAUAUUGAUGAACCAUUUGAUGCACCACCUCCACCUCAAGGAAAUGUUUUAGGAAAGCCAGAUGAUAGCUCUGGGCCUUCACAGUCUGAGUCAACUGAAGCCAGUGCUAAUGCGGGCGGGGAACCAGUUCAUGCCAUGUCAAUCAAAUGUGAUGUAUGUGGAAAACUUCUGAAGAAUGAGAUGGAUGCCCAGGCUCAUGCGGCUAGAACACAGCAUGACAGUUUCUCAGAAUCCACAGAGGAAAUCAAACCUUUAACUGAAGAAGAGAAGAAAGAACAGCUGGAAAAGUUACAAGAAAGAAUAAAACAGAAAAGAUUGGAAAGAGAGGAGCAGGAGAAAAAAGACCAGCUAGAAAGAGAAAAGUCAAGAAGAAAAACAGGGAAGGAACUUAUAGACAUCAAACAAAAAAUGGAAGAGCAAGAAAUGAAGAAAAUUGCUGAACAAAGGAGAAGAGAGAAAAUGGAAGAAAAACUAGCAAGGCAAAGAGUAAAGGAGCAAAUUGAGAAAGAUAAAAGAGAUAGAGCAGCAAAGUUUGGUUCUGGAGGACAGCCUGCGGUGACGUCAUCACCAAAUCCAGUGACCUCCCCUACUGCUGCCCAGCCUCCACAGGCUGCCGAGAAGAAAGAUUACACUGAGUGUAGAUUACAGAUUAGAUUAACAAAUGGACAGGCACUGACACAGAAAUUUUCCGCCAAAGAACCACUAGCAGCUGUACGUUUAUAUAUAGAGACAAACAGAACUGAUGGAUCAGGACCUUUCACCUUAAUGACCAACUUCCCUAAAAAGGUUUUCCAAGGAGAGGAUUAUGAAAAACCAUUAGAUGUUCUAGGUUUAGUACCAUCUGCUGUACUCAUGGUUAAAGGACAGUGAUACAUGAAGACUUUUAAUGUGCCAAGAUAGUGCUAUUGUGAAAGACAUAUAUUCCAUGAAUAUUACUUUGAUUUCAUAUCAAUUAAUGUAAAAUUUCUGAUCAUGUUUUCUAGGGAAAAAAAGAUUCUAAAAGGAGACUUGAUAAACUCCAGUAUGACCUUUAAAAUAUUUAAAAAUUUGAAUGUGAUUUAUCAUUCAAUUUUUGUACCAUUAAAUUAUUUGUUGAUGCAAAACAACUUUA